Acipenser ruthenus (sterlet) is the source of this 1884-nucleotide messenger RNA. RefSeq lists its product as uncharacterized. The record is from RefSeq and is a predicted model, not a curated record. NCBI's taxonomy places the organism in Eukaryota, Metazoa, Chordata, Actinopteri, Acipenseriformes, Acipenseridae. The transcript has 2 exons. Gene Ontology annotation, biological process: DNA recombination; DNA integration. Gene Ontology annotation, molecular function: DNA binding. The annotation marks the transcript as partial.
AUGGCUGCAGCUACGGUAGCGAUCCAGCUGGGUCUGCUUCACAUGCGCCUGCUGCAAGCGUGGCUCAAUGCGUUUCACCUCAAUGCCAGACGCGACAAACACCGCAGGUUGACUGUGUCUCGCACAUGCUCGGCGGCCCUACGCUGGUGGAGGGUUCCCUCUCACCUGUGCAAGGGUGUGAAAAUGGGAGUAAUAUUGAAUCGCCAAGUGGUGACAACAGAUGCCUCCAGCCAGGGCUGGGGAGCAGUCUGGCAGGGCAAGGGAGUCAGUGGAUCUUGGCCGGACCGCUGGGCAUCCCUGCAUGUGAACAUCCUGGAAUUGUGGGUGGUGUUCCUGGCUCUCCAGCACUUCCUUCCAGUGUUGAGCAGUGCGCAUGUGCUGAUCCGAACGGACAGCACAACAGUAGUGGCAUAUAUCAACCACCAGGGAGGCCUUCGGUCUCCGUGGUUACAUUGCAUAGCCUUCAGGCUAUUGAUAUGGGCCCAAGCCAACCUGCUGUCCCUGCGAGCGACGCACAUUCCGGGAGUGGUGAACUUAGCAGCGGAUCUCCUCUCCAGGAGAGGUCCGCAUCCAUCAGAGUGGCGUCUCCACCCCCAGACGGUGGAGCGCAUUUGGGAACGGUUCAGGAAGGCGCAGGUCGAUCUGUUCGCUUCAGCGGAGAUGACACAUUGCCCCCUGUGGUACACCCUCCAUCGCUCAGGGGAAAGUCCGGUCGGACAAAGGGUCAGUUCUUCUAGUGGCCCCAAGGUGGCCCAGGAGGAUAUGGUUUGCGACCCUGUGCCAGAUGCUGGACGGCCAGCCUUGGGAGAUCCCGCUUCGCCUGGAUCUCCUCACUCAGGCACAGGGCUCCCUUUGGCACCCGAAUCCGGGCAGGUUCCAGUUGUGGCCCUGGCCCCUGAAAGGGACCGCUGGCUAGCCCUGGGGCUGUCGGACGCGGUUGUGAGCGCUAUGCAGAAUGCUAGGGCAGACUCCACUAGGUCAGUUUAUACUCGCAAGUGGAAGCGUUUUCAAGCUUGGUGUCUGGCUAGGAGCCAUGACCCCGUUGCUUGCCCGAUGCCAGUUAUAUUGCAGUUCCUGCAGGAACUGUUUGAUGCUGGAAGGUCCCCUUCCACGCUGAAAGUGUAUCUGGCAGCUAUAUCUGCUUGUCAUACCCCCGUAGAUUCUAAGUCUCCGGGUGCGCAUUUUUUGGCUACGCGCUUUCUUAAAGGCGCACGGAGAUUACAUCCUCCGAGAAGGACUGUUCUUCCUGAGUGGAGCCUUAACAUUGUACUGGAGGCUCUUACAAAGGCCCCAUUUGAGCCUUUAGACUCCAUAGAACUGAAGUAUCUGUCUAUGAAGACAGCCUUCCUUUUAGCUAACACCUCUGCUAAACGGGUCAGUGAGCUGCAGGCGCUGUCUGUGCAUAGCUCCUGCAUGCGUGUGUGGGAGGAUGGAAGCAUCGUUUCGCUGCGCACCAAUCCUGCUUUCCUCCCCAAGGUGAUUACAGCUUUUCACAUAAACCAAACUGUGGAACUGGAGUCUUUUCACCCGCCUCCGUUUACUUCGCAGGAGGAUGAGAAACUAAAUUUCCUCUGCCCAGUGUGGGCAUUGAGGUUUUAUGUACUUAAGACGAAAGCUUUGCGUAAAUCGAAUCAGCUUUUUGUUUGUUAUGGUACACGGACCUUGGGACAGCCCCUCUCUAAGCAGCGUCUGUCACACUGGAUUGCGGACACGGUGUCGACUGCAUAUGGUGGUGCUGGGUUACCCCCACCUGGUAGAGUAGCUGCGCAUUCGACAAGAGGGUUAGCUACAUCAUGGACCCUUUUUAAGGGCGCUUCGAUUUCUGAGAUUUGUGCUGUGGCUAGCUGGGCUACGCCGCAUACUUUCACCAGAUUCUACCGCAUU